Caenorhabditis elegans is the source of this 663-nucleotide messenger RNA. RefSeq names its product Cytochrome P450 (gene R10F2.5). Bases 1 to 663 code for a protein of 220 amino acids. The transcript is spliced from 4 exons. Lineage: Eukaryota; Metazoa; Nematoda; Chromadorea; Rhabditida; Rhabditidae. The record is from RefSeq and is marked reviewed.
AUGAGCAGCCACGCGUUCCCGGCUCUUUAUCUCAACUUGGGCGUCGAAAUGAUGUAUGUAUUGGACCAACGGCUGAGGGUGCAGAAAGAGCGCGUGGAAGACCGGGAAAAAAGCGACAAAGUAGUGAAAGAGAUCAUGUUAGGAUUCCUCGCCAAAAAGACGCUUGACGAGGUGUUCAAGGGGCACGGGACCCCCACAAGAGUAGGACUGAAGAUGUUUUUCGAAAAAGUUGCUCAUUGCUCAAUUAUGAGAUUGAAUGAGAAUAGUAUGGACAAACUUUUCGAUCUGAUGAUGAUGUCCUAUAAGUUUGCACUUAUGAAGAUGACUAUGCCAGAGCAGAUAAUGACCAUCACUGUGAAUCAUCUUCGUGCACUUUUAGACUUGGUCCCAUUAGAUAAGGACAUUGGAGCAGCAGUGGAGCAUGCCUAUACUAUGGCUUUCACAUUCUACAGGCCGCUGGGACCAAUGGGAUGGUUUAUGUUGCGGAACUCGUUGCUGGUAUUCUUUCAGGACACCCGAGUAAAAGUAUCAAUGUUCAUAAAAGACUGCCGACAGUUGCCGAAUGGGAGAUUCGUGCUCUUCGAUAAAGCCUCACCGGUGCAGCUGAUGUUGGGAGGGGAGCCCGUCGGGUUGACUAAGGUGGGCAAGAAAUCUGAAGCUUAA